AUUACAAAGAGACAGUACAAGUCGCUCGAUGAAUUUGGGGCGGAUUGUGAUCAGAUGUUUUUAAACGCCCAAACCUAUAACUUGAAGGAGUCUCUCGUAUACCAGGAUUCGCAGACAUUGCAGGAAUUGGUUAAAAAAAGAGUCGCGGAAUUCAAAGCAACUAUCAAACCAAAAUCAACAAUUGUCAUUCAGACUGGGAAAAACAAUGAACUCGCGAAAAAGCUUUUUAAGGCAAUAGAAUCAGACGACGUGGACGGGGCAAGAAAUUUUCUUCAAGACAAUCCCGACUUUGAUGUUAAUGCUCUGUGGGAUACAGAAUACAACGGGGACAAAUUUACAUGGACUCCUUUACAUUGUGCAUCUUAUUACGGUCGCAUGCAGAUCUUGGGUUUACUGAUGAAUAGGGAUGCCAACGUAGACGUACAAGACACUUGGUAUGGAGCUACUGCUUUAGCUUGGGCCACAUAUGGAGGUAAUGUCGAAUUGGCACGGUUGUUGGUUGAAGUGUAUGGAGCAAAUCCAAAGGCCAAAAAUAUGUACGGCCAGACAGCACUUGAUUUGGCUGAACACUCGUCACAUCCGCAAUGGGAUUUUCUUCGUGAUCCGCAAGAAAUAGCGAGAAAUUAUCUUGUUUACGGAACAUCGCUUUCAACCGCACCUGAUUCACUAAGCACACCAACUUCUUCUGAUGGAGAGAGACUGAGACAGCCAUUACUGCCUGAAAAUUUCAUCACUAAUCCUACAUCAAUUGAAGAUGAGGCCGAGCGGUCAAAGUACUGUAAAGCCGUGGCUGUAAAGCGAAUGGAACGUAUUCUUGAUGCGAUAGAAAGUUCAAAGGACGCAAAUGGGCAGCUGUUGUGUGAGCCGUUCAUGGAGUUACCUGAUAAAAACGCUUGUCCGGAAUACUAUUCUGCAGUCGAAUAUGCAGAUACUCUUCCCCGAAUAAGAGAACGUUUACUCACGUACACAUCGGUGCUAGAUUUCGUAUCAGAUGUCGAAAAGGUCUUUAAUAAUGGAAUAAAAGUCAACAGAAUUAUACCAGGAGCCGAAACCAGUGCAAGAGCUUUAAAGGUCAUAUUUGAAUGCUACAAACGAUCGUUAGUUGAAUUCGAAAAGGAAUAUUUGUAUCCUGGCAAACCACAGAUCGAUGUUCCAGCUGAUUUCGAUGACUUUAAUGUAAUUCGAUGGUCAGGUGAUACAUAUUACCGAGGCGAUUUUGUUUACAUUGGCAAUGACGGCGAUAUCCUCCUGAUACAAACAAUAUACAGAACGGAAGGUAACAAUUGGCCUUUUAGCAACACGUUUAUAUAUGGACGCAUCUUCAAGCAGCCACAUCAGGUGCCAGUACCUGAAGACUACGAGUUGUGUAAGCAAGAAGUGUUCAUGAUGCAGAAUUGUGAAGAGUGUCCGAUUGAAUAUAUCACUGGCAAAUGCUAUAUAAUGAGCAGGGCGGAUUACGUAAACUUGCAUCCGCGAGGAUUUACGGCAGAAAAUGUUUACGUCUGUCGACGAAUCUACACGAAAAUAAGGAAGCAAGUCGAAUUCAAAAGACUCGAAUUACCCUGGCUGGAAAUCAUCCGGUUCACUCCCCAUGUGUCGGUGAAAUUGGACACUCAUUUCAAAAAACUUCGCACAGUCAGAUCGAGAUCUUCGAGCGUGAAACGAGAAGUGUCCAUAGACGAACAUCCCGUAUACAGGACGAAACUGGUUCCUCCUGAAUACCCUCCGCUCGAAAUAUAUAGGGCCCGAAGGAUGAAAUCAGGAUCGUCCGUAAAUGCUCCGCAGACUUUAAUUAAACUCAAACUAGGUGGGCAUAGGGAUAUAUCACCGACACCAAAAGUCACAAGAGCCAGUGAGAGAGCGCGAGUAGCGGCUCAACAGCAACAAUUAGAGAACAUCGAAAUGAGCAGGAACGUUUCGAGUGAACUUGGAAUGAAAAGUACUGCAUCUCAAUUAAGAAACGUUGACUUGGUUAUGCCGUCGCCUUUUCUUCAGCAACCGCUAUUUCUUUCGACCGGUUUGCCAAGCAGUUUGUCCUUGUUGUCGCAGAAAGAAACCCCAUUAUUACAAGGCAUAGGCAUCGAGACACUUACUCGCUCAAAGGCAAUGUCUCUCGAUACUGUACACUUUCAUCACAGCAUGUACUUUACAAAAGACGUUGACCAACUCACCAUAAUUCCAAUCCUCGCCACACCUCUCCUUCUGCCGUCACCCAAACCCGUGAGCAUAGCUCUUCGCAUUUGUGGAGAGAUAUUACGACCUUCUGGCGCUGUUCAUUACCCCAAUGCACCGACAAUAGGACACACAAAGUUUGAUGUUGUUCUGCGUUCGGGCUUGAAUCCGAUCGAAAUACAAGUAAAAGGACCUACUCUGUUGGCUGGACAGUAUCCAAUGAUGGGUCAUAUGGCUACACAAGAUUACACGAUCUUUGCGUAUCGUCAAUAA
Paraglomus occultum is the source of this 2445-nucleotide messenger RNA. The record is from the annotation of a GenBank genome assembly. Lineage: Eukaryota; Fungi; Glomeromycota; Glomeromycetes; Paraglomerales; Paraglomeraceae.